UAGCAUCUGUUUGCAUUUGCUCCAGGGUUGCUGCAGAUUCUGCAGCAGUCUGAUAGUUUAGCCUGUUUGCAAGUCUUUGCUGCUUGCAGCCUGCAAAUGUAUCAUUUUGUUCUGGAGACCGCCCCUUUUCCUGGGGAUAGAAGGCUCCAUUUUGAGAAGCCUAUUCUGCCUUCUAGACUGAAGGAGAAACAACAUAGAUGUGCUUGUGUGGCCAAGCCAGGCCAACUCUGAAAAGGCCAUCGCCAUUUACACAUCUCUAUCAGCAUAUUGCAGCCUUGGCGUUUUCUGUAAAAGAGACCAACGAAAACCAACAACUCUUACCCAAUCUCACCCUGGGUUUCCACAUCUAUAACAACCAUUUCACUGAAAUCGGGACCUACCUUGCUGCAAUGGACCUUUUGUCUAGACGGCGCAAAUUCGCGGUCAACUACAAAUGUGAGACUGAGAAUCUUCCAGCAGCAGUGAUUUCAGGAUCCAUCACUGACUAUUGUCUUCACUUGGCAACUAUCCUGUGUAUAUACAAGAUGCCACAACUUAUCUUUGGAUCGUCUCCUGUGGUGAAUAAUGAAGUACAAGGUCUUUUCUUCCACCGGAUGUUUCCAAAAAUUAGUGAUCACUAUGAAGGGAUUGUCCAGUUACUCCUGCAUUUCAACUGGAUAUGGAUUGGAGUAAUUUCUUUGUAUGAUGACACUGGAGAAGGAUUUGUUCAAAAUGUUCUUCCUAUGUUUACUCAGAAGGGCAUUUGUUUUCAUUUCGUAGCAAGAUUACCCAAAAUUGAUUUUACUAAUACAUAUAAUAGAUUCAUAAAGGAAUGUCAUGAAAUGAUCACAGUUGUUAUAGAAAGCACUGCCAAUGUGAUUGUUGUGCAUGGUGAAAGCCAUACUAUUAUUGUUAUAAGAAUGAUGAUAUAUGUUGAAGAACUAGAGGACACACCCCUGCAAAUCAGCACAAAAGUGUGGGUUAUGACAGCUCAGAUGGAGUUUGCAAUGUUUCCUUUUGCAACAGACUGGGAAAUUGAUUUCCUUCAUGGGGCUAUAUCCUUUGAGGUUCAUUCUAAGGCCCUUUCAGGAUUCAGACAUUUUCUUCAGACAAGAAAUCCUCUCUCAGCAAAAAAAGACAAGUUUCUGUGGACUUUCUGGGAAGAAGUAUUUAACUGCGACAUGCCCCGUCCUUCAUUAGACAAGGAUAAUAUGUUCUGCACCGGAAAGGAGAAGCUAGAGACUCUUCCUGUUUCUGUUUUUGAAAUGAGCAUGACCAGCCACAGCUACAGCAUCUACAAUGCUGUCUAUGCCAUUGCACAUGCUUUGCAGGCCAUAUAUUCAUCUAAAUUGAAACGCAGAACAAUGCCGAAUGGUGCGGGAAAGCAACCUUGGAAUAUACAUCCAUGGCAGCUCCACCAGUUUCUGAGAAGGGUCGCAUUCAACAAUAGUGCUGGGGAAGAGGUUUCCUUCAAUCAAAAUGGGGAAUUAUUAUCAGGAUUUGAUAUUAUCAACUGGGUCACAUUUCCAAAUCAGUCUUUUGUUAAAAUAAAAGUUGGUACAAUGGAACCUCAGGCUCCUGUGGACAAGAGGUUUUUCAUUCAAGAUGAUGUCAUUGUGUGGCCCAGGAUCUUCAAGCAGGCACUACCCCUCUCUAGAUGUAACAAUAAAUGCCAGUUGGGCUUUCAUAAAAGAAAGAAGGAAGGAGAGCAGUUUUGCUGCUAUGACUGCAUUCCAUGUCCAGAGGGCAAGGUUUCAAACCACACAGAUGCCGAUGAAUGUUUUGAAUGCCCUGGUUAUCGGUAUCCAAACAAUGACAAGGAUGGAUGUCUCCCAAAAGAAAUCACGUUUUUGUCUUUUGAAGAGCCUCUGGGCAUCGUUUUAGCCGUAUUUGCUCUGAAAUUUUCUCUCAUCACAGUUUUCAUUCUUGGCAUCUUCAUAAAGUACAGGGACACUCCCAUUGUCAAAGCAAACAAUAAGAACCUCACCUACAUUCUUUUAACUUCCCUCCUGCUUUCCUUCCUUUGUGCUCUGCUAUUCAUUGGCCAACCAGGAAAGGUGGCUUGCCUCCUUCAACAAACUGCUUUUGGUGUGAUUUUCUCAGUGGCACUUUCCUCCAUUUUGGCCAAAACCAUCACUGUCAUUCUGGCUUUCGUAGCCACAAAGCCCGGGUCCAGGAUAAGGCAAUGGAUGGGGAAGCGAUUGGCAUAUUCCAUUGUUCUUUCUUGCUCCCUUACCCAAGCAGCUGUUAGCAUUGCAUGGUUGGCAAUCUCCCCUCCAUUCCCAGACCUUGACAUGUACUCAGUGAGUCAAAAAAUUGUACUCAAAUGCAAUGAAGAUUCAGGCACUAUGCUUUAUUCUCUUUUGGGUUUCCUGGGUUUCCUAGCUCUUGUCAGCCUCACUUUGGCUUUCUUAGCCAGGAAGUUGCCUGACAGUUUUAAUGAAGCCAAGUUUAUCACCUUCAGCAUGUUGGUCUUUUGCAGUGUUUGGCUGUGUUUCAUUCCAACAUAUUUGAGCACGAGGGCCAAAAGUAUGGUGGCUGUGGAGAUUUUCUCUAUUUUGGCUUCCAGUUUUGGUUUAUUGAUCUGUAUCUUCUCACCAAAAUGCUACGUUAUUUUGCUGAAGCCUGAAUUGAACAGCAAGGAGCAGCUAAUAAAAAGGAUCUGAAAAAUUUACCUCGCUUUCAAAUACUGUUAAUGUUACCUGCCAUCCAACCCCACUUCAUUCGUUUGUACAUAACUAGAUCUUAGAAUUUUUUUCAAGAUAAUUGUAUCAUUGAAUGGAACAUACUUUAUAGAUUAUUCAGAAUUUGGUAUUUCAGAAGCAGUUCACACUUAAUCUUUUGGCAAUAGAAUUGUUUAUGAUCGUAUAUCAAACAUGAGCUAUGCAUGUGAUGCUGCAGCAAAAGAGGCAAAUGCUAUUUUUCUGUUGAGGGGCAUAAAAGAGACCUUUCUCUGUAAUUGCUUCCAAACUGUGGAAAUCCAUCCCAUGUAAGGUUCAGUUGGCCUCCUCCCUGCUGCAUUUCAAUCAGCUGGCAAAGACUAUUGUUUUAUUCAGGCAAGCAUUUUGUUUUUAACUUAUUGUAGCAGAAGGAGCUUUCAAUGGGAAGAUCAUGGCUGUUCUUUUUAAUAUUGAAAUGAGAUUUCAAAUAGUGUUUUCUAAACAGAAUUGUGUGUGUUUCUGUACUUUUGUACGAAUGUCAUUCGGUGGAAAUUUGAUCAAAAUGCUUGCAAUUUAUCUUAAACCCUAUAGAUAAAGAUAAGGAUAUGAAAUAAAAAUAAAUAUUAAAUAAAUAUCACUUUAGAUUCUUUUGUGCUUUUUCUUCACAACUUACUAUUUCUUCUUCAAUUGUGGCCUCACCAGAAUUAUACACCAUUUACCUGGAAGCUAUGAACUAUGAGCCCUUCUACACAUGCUAAAAGACUUGUAAAGUAAUUGGGUUAAAAGGGGGGUGAGGUGGCUAAACAAUAUUUAGCCAAAGUGUGGGAGGGAUCAGGUUAAGUGCUAAAAAGCACUUGUUAAAAAGGUGCACUUUAAACCCAAUUCGGCCUGAAAAAAGCACACCUUCACAUGACUGUA
Messenger RNA from Anolis carolinensis (green anole), 3557 nucleotides. RefSeq names its product vomeronasal type-2 receptor 26. Gene Ontology annotation, biological process: G protein-coupled receptor signaling pathway. The record is from RefSeq and is a predicted model, not a curated record. Lineage: Eukaryota; Metazoa; Chordata; Lepidosauria; Squamata; Anolidae. Gene Ontology annotation, cellular component: plasma membrane. The transcript is spliced from 6 exons. Gene Ontology annotation, molecular function: G protein-coupled receptor activity. Bases 198 to 2645 code for a protein of 815 amino acids.